Molecule: messenger RNA, 1537 nt
Organism: Hirundo rustica (Barn swallow)
Lineage: Eukaryota; Metazoa; Chordata; Aves; Passeriformes; Hirundinidae
Gene: CH25H
Product: cholesterol 25-hydroxylase
Exons: 2
Coding region: 158-982 (274 amino acids)
Biological process (GO): cholesterol metabolic process; sterol biosynthetic process
Molecular function (GO): steroid hydroxylase activity; iron ion binding; C-4 methylsterol oxidase activity
Source: RefSeq, a predicted model, not a curated record
CGGGGGAUGGAUCCUCCCGAUGGAUGCUGCGGGCGAGCCGCGCUCCGGAGCGCUCUCGGGGCGGCGCCAGCGCCCCAGGAAUUUCUAGGGGUGGAGUUAGUGCUUGAGGCCGCAUAAAAGCGUGCAGGAUUUCCAGCUGCCUCAGACUGCACUCAGCAUGAACUGCAGCCUGCCACACCGAGUGCUGCUCGGCUCUCUGAUGGAGGGACAGCGGGACAGGUUGUGCCUGCAGUCUCUUUGGGACUUUGUCACCGCUCAGGAGCCAUUGAUCAAGUCACCGUUUUUUCCAGUGCUGUUUUCUUUUACAGCAUACAUGGCUUUCUGUCUUCCAUAUAUUGCACUGGACUUUUUAAGCAUUAGACUACCAGACUUGAGAAAAUACAAAAUCCAGCCACAGAACUACCCAGGUCUUGGAAUGAUGGUGCCUUGCAUUAUUCAAAGUGUGUAUCACCACGUGGUUUUGAUCUUCCCGGUGACGUUUCUGCACUGGUACUGGAGACCCAUGAAUCUACCAGUGACAGCUCCAGAGCUGCCUGAAGUCCUGCUGCAAGUAGCAGUUUGUCUGCUGCUGUUUGAUUUUGAGUACUUCCUGUGGCAUUUGCUUCAUCACAAGGUGCCUUGGCUCUACAAGACCUUCCACAAGGUGCAUCACAAGCACGUGUCGACGUUCGCCCUUACUACGCAGUAUUCCAGCGUGUGGGAGUUGCUCUCACUGGGAUUUUUUGCUGCUAUAAACCCGCUGCUCCUCGGAUGCCAUCCUUUGACAGAAAUGAUUUUCUUCCUCGUGAACAUUGGUUUGUCGGUGGAGGACCAUUCUGGGUAUGACCUCCCCUGGUCAACUCACCGGCUCGUGCCUUUUGGAUUGUACGGAGGAGCUCCGCAUCAUGAUCUCCACCACCUGAAAUUCAAAUCGAACUAUGCUCCUUACUUCACACACUGGGACAAACUCUUCGGGACAUUCACAGAGUCACGUUCUAAUUAAGAAUAUUUACCUGUGGAUGAACUCUUAUUUUUUUUUAGACUAAACCGGGACAUUAUUUUUUUAAAGACAUACAGAAGAUUGUAUAUUUGAAGCUGCCUAUAAAAGUAAUAGCUAUUUAUAACAAAUCCUCUUAAUAUAUGUGUAUUUGUGUGUGUACUUGGAACUGUCUUUGUUAAGGGACUGCAAAUGGGAAAGUGAAUAUCUGUUGCUUGAAUUUGAGUCAAAGGUUUAAGGGAAGCAUUAGGAGACAUUCUCUCUCCUUUCCUUCUUUCCAGCUUUCAUAAAGCAUGUAUCAUGUUGCUGUAUGAUGUUUUAUACAUACGCCAGAACAUUAUCUUACUAUUGUAGGAUGAUUUAUGAUGUAAACAGAAAAGAUAUGCAUCACGGAUUUUGUGGAGUUUAAUCUGCCAGAGAAAAUUAUUGCACAAUGAUUUUGCAAAAUAUUGCUGCCAAGUCAGGGUGGGUGGUUAACUGUUAAAUGAUUUUGUUAUUUAUAUUUUUUACCUUGAUGUACUGUCUCUUUUUAAUAGAGAAUAAAUAAGUUCAUUCUUUUAA